Molecule: messenger RNA, 2064 nt
Organism: Exserohilum turcica Et28A
Lineage: Eukaryota; Fungi; Ascomycota; Dothideomycetes; Pleosporales; Pleosporaceae
Exons: 1
Coding region: 55-2064 (669 amino acids)
Biological process (GO): amino acid catabolic process
Molecular function (GO): L-amino-acid oxidase activity; polyamine oxidase activity
Source: RefSeq, a predicted model, not a curated record
GCAAAAAGGUCGGGUCGUAGUCGUUCAAUUCUCAAAAACACGAUUUCGCCAAGUAUGAGCGGGGGUAACAGUACCCUUCGUUCAAGAUGGGCAGCGAGGCUUCUCAGGCAGAACAUCUUCCAUGAGCUGACCAACUUCACGAAAGAAAAUAUCCAUGAUCGGCGGAAACAGGAUCGAUUGCCAAAGAAUUCACAAACGGAAUGUCUUCAACUCUCAGCUCCUCAUUUGAGCGGCCUCUUCGAUACAAUUCCCACAGGCCCAUUCGAUCUUCCGAAAGAUAUUGUGCAGGAAUACGACCAAAUACCCUCCAUGAAUACCGAAAAGUCGAAUGUGCAGCACAGAAUUUGUAUCGUCGGUGCUGGAAUCACUGGCCUGUUUAUUGCUAUGAUUCUGGACAGCCUGGAAAUUCCUGGUCUGGAAUACGACAUCCUGGAAGCAUCAGACAGGACGGGAGGAAGGAUCCACUCUCAUUACUUCUCCGAUGCUCCACACGAUUACUAUGAUUGUGGAGCAAUGCGAUAUCCGGAUAUCGACAUGAUGAAGUCGGCUUUCAAGCUUUUCAAGCAGUUGCGUCUUCCGCUGAUCCCGUAUUUCUUCGACCAAACGAGCGGUUCCGUCAAAUGUCCGACCAUGCUCAAUGAUAUAACAUUGAUUGAUGGAGAUCCACGCGGUUCUGAUCCAUUCCGUGUUGGUGAGGCAAACGGAGGUUCCGUCCCUGACUCGAAUGUUGACGACGUGAACAAACUGCUCAAUGGUGUCUAUGAUCCUUUCAAAGGCGCAAUGACGGGAGAUUUCGAAACGGGGUUUAAAAUUCUCAUGGAAUAUGACAGCUAUACCACUCGCGAAAUCCUGCAAAAUCCGCCCGCUGCCAUGGGUGGACUGACAACCUUGAAGCCUCUGGACUUUUUCAGCAUCCAAUGGCUGGAGACUAACAACACGGGCAGCGGCCUGUUUGAUAGGGCAUUUGUGGAGUCAGUCAUGGACUCCUUCGACUUUGCUGGUUAUGGAAAACAGGCUAUAAAGUGGUACUGCAUAGAUGGGGGGUCUUCGCUCCUAACCCAGACCAUGGAGAAGACAAUAAAGCAACCUGUGCAACAUGGGAAACGAGUGAGAGGAUACAGCCAGAGUUCAAAAACCAAAGAAAUCACUGUUUCCGUUGCUGGGGAGCCCGAAGGAAGCCGUCUUCCUUAUACUUCGGUUUUUAAUACGACCAGCUUGCCCUGCUUGCAACGGAUGGAUUUGACCGAUCUCAAUCUACAUCCUAGCCAGAAAGACGCGAUCAGAAGUUUGCGCUACGACGACAGCACAAAGGUGGCCAUGAAGUUCUCUUAUCCAUGGUGGAUAACGAGAUGUGGCAUUACAAGCGGCGGCGAGGCCACCACCGACACACCCCUUCGCAAAUGCGUGUACCCAUCCUACAGUGUUCAUGACCCGCAAGAUCAACCGGCCGUUCUUAUUUGUAGCUACACGUGGUCUCAGGAUGCGACGCGCAUCGGCAGCCUAAUCGCGCGCCAUGACGAAGAGCUUCGUGAGCUAAUACUCGAUUAUCUUGCACGGAUACAUCUAAAGAAUUUCCAACAACAACCCCCUACUUCCUACCAUGGCCUUACUACUCUUGAAGAGGUCCGCCAGGUCAUUAGCGAUGCCUACAUAUCACACCACGCUUGGAGCUGGUCACAGGACCCGUUCACUUCGGGCGCCUUUGCAAUGUUUGGGCCUGGUCAGUUCUCGAACUUGUAUCCUUAUCUUGUACGUCCAGCAGCGGACAGUCGUUUCCACAUCUGUGGAGAGGCGAGCAGUGGGCAUCAUGGGUGGAUCAGUGGUAGCUUGGACAGUGCCCUUGCUAGCGUACACCGGUUUUUGAAAAGAUUUAAUAUGUGGGAGAAACAGCAGGAGUUGAAUGAAUUGUGGGACACACCACCGGAGCUCGAGGACGGCUUCGACGGUACACUACAUCUGCAGGUCGCGUUGGGCAUGGUUUCGACGAACGAUGUGAUUCGGCAUGCUACAAUUGAACCUGCACAUGACCAAGACGGAGCUACGCGUGGCUGUGUUGUUUCAUAG